Molecule: messenger RNA, 2124 nt
Organism: Plectropomus leopardus (leopard coralgrouper)
Lineage: Eukaryota; Metazoa; Chordata; Actinopteri; Perciformes; Serranidae
Product: cell division control protein 42 homolog
Biological process (GO): small GTPase-mediated signal transduction
Molecular function (GO): GTP binding; GTPase activity
Source: RefSeq, a predicted model, not a curated record
CCGACUGGAACAAGUUGCUGAUCGCUGGUGCCAACGCCCGGCGAAACAGACGGCUAACGUUAGCUAGCGGAGACACGGAGGGACAUUGUUGCUAACGUGCCAGCAGAAAGCACAGAGAUGCAGACUAUCAAAUGUGUGGUGGUGGGUGAUGGAGCAGUGGGUAAAACCUGCCUUUUGAUUUCAUACACCACCAACAAAUUCCCCUCUGAAUAUGUACCAACGGUUUUCGACAACUAUGCAGUAACUGUAAUGAUCGGGGGUGAACCAUACACCCUUGGAUUAUUUGAUACAGCAGGUCAGGAGGAUUACGACAGAUUACGACCACUAAGCUACCCACAGACAGAUGUCUUCUUAGUCUGUUUCUCAGUUGUUUCACCUUCCUCGUUUGAGAAUGUUAAAGAAAAGUGGGUUCCUGAAAUAACUCACCACUGUCCCAAGACCCCGUUCCUGUUGGUAGGCACUCAGAUCGACCUGCGUGAUGACCCCUCCACAGUGGAGAAGCUAGCCAAGAACAAACAGAAGCCAAUCACCCCCGAGACAGCAGAAAAGCUGGCUCGAGACCUUAAGGCAGUCAAAUACGUCGAGUGCUCAGCCCUAACGCAGAAAGGAUUAAAGAAUGUGUUUGAUGAGGCAAUACUGGCUGCCCUGGAGCCUCCUGAACCUAAGAAAAGACGUAAAUGCGUUCUGCUCUAAGUUUCGUCGCAGCCUUCUCUCCACACCAGUUUCCAAAUCUAGGUUAGCAGUACUGAAGAGGUUUGUUGCACAAGCACAUUCCAGCGUGAGUUGAGAUAUUAUGAAAUAUUUGCAUUCUGACUGACUUAACCUAAAUACAUAUUCAAUGUGUUGAACAUGAUUUUCAGAGUAACAUUUGAUGAUGUUUGUGAUGAUGCGAUGCCACUGAAAUGUUCUCACGUGAUGUGAACACUGAAUACUUACAAUACCAUAGGUGACCUGUCAGGUUGUUCACAUUAUGUUCAUGUUAAUUUUGAAGUGAUAUUCUCAAAGAACUUGCUAUGAAAUGGUCUUUUAAUAGAAUUUCUGUUUUUUAUGACUGUCCUGUAAAACACAACACAAGCUGAUAAGGUUGAGUUAGUGAGCUGCUCCAAUUAUGUCUUAGUAUAUCUCACAUCUUUUUUUUUUUAAACUUUCAAGUAAUUCCAUCAAAGUUGAUUUAUACGUUCAAAAAUAUAGUUCAUUCAAACAGUUUGUUUAAUUCUGACAGCGUGUGGUUGAGACCGCAUUGUCAUAGAACGUAAACAUUUCCCAAUAAUUUAAGAAUAAUGCAAAGGGUUAAUAAAAGUUGCUGCAUUUUACCCCUUUUUACAUAAUUUCAUGUUCAAUGUCGACAUAGCCUCCAGGUGAAUCUGAGAAAUAUUUGACGUCUGACAUUUCUAGGCUAUGCUCCAUCGUACCACAAGUUUGCCAAAAAAAUAAGCUGAUAAAUUGACACGUGUCAAAGUAGAAAUCUGCAGAAGCUGACAAAGAAAUAGGAAACGUAUGAAGUUUUAAAUAUGUUAGCACGCAAGAUUGGAAGUCAAAAAUAGCAACUAUUAAUUAACAUGCAAGCAGAUGGAGAACAACAGUCUCCCAGUCAUUUACUUUUUUUGACAGAUGUGCGUUAACAAGAAGGUGAUGUGUGUCCUGAAUGCUCCUCAAAAGUUGCAGGAGCUGAACUUUUGAGGAGCAUUUCAGCCUAUAACCCCGGGCUAAUGAACCGUUUUGUAAACCGAACAUACUCGCUGCUGAAGUCAGACAGUAACACGUUGUGACAGUUCUUACAAAAAUGCUAUACAUAGUUUGAAACCCUGUGAAGAAUUUUUGAGUGACUGAACUAGCACUAUUUGCAUUUGUCUUUUACUAUAACAGCGCCUGGAUGAUGGGCUUGAAUUUGAUCUGUAAAUAUAGUGAGUUUAACUCAUAACUUAUUGACUGAAUACAAUGUGUGCAUUACUGAUCCAGAGAUUUAGAGGAGCCGAGGUGACGCUGAAAACAAGGAAGAUGUUGAGAGUUUCUUGGACUCUUUGGUUUUUAUUCAAUUUGACAUUAAAGUUGUACUGUAUCUUGCUUGUGAUAAAGCAUCACAAUAAACCAGUAUUAUGAAUAAACCUAACUUCAAAUACUAAA